AUGCUCCCCCACCCUCGCAAGAGCGAGUCCGACUAUGACGGCGCCACCGCUGUCGGUGACAACCACUCUGGACCCACGCCCAAGAACAACGGCUUCAACAACGGAUAUCUCGUCCCGGAGCCUCCCCUCAAGGUCCCUCGCGGCCCUCGUGGUUCUCCCAACGUCGUUGCCGACCUCCCCUUCGUUGACGCCACCGCCUACCUUGACGAGAAGCACCCCCUCCUCGUCCGCAUUGGCAAGGAGGGUGUGAUUGGGGCCCUCCACGACCUCAACAAGGAACUCAUUGCCUCGGGCCACUCGGCCCUCCUCUCUGACAAGCGUCCUCACCAGCUCGUGGGCCGCGAGGUCAACCCCGGUUCAUUUGGCCUGUACGAGUACGCCUCGGGUCCCAAGAUCCUCCUGCACCCUGGUCGCUACCCUGGUACCCCGCUCGCCAACUGGAUCGGAUGCAGCUGGAAGGGCACCUACGACAUGGCCACCAACUUUCCUCCCCUGCAGCAGUCGAGUGGCGUCCUCGUCCCCGACGCGGCCCUGUCCAAGCUGGGUCUCACCAUUGUGCAGGUCUCGCAGAACCAGGCUGCCGUCUGCCUCGACCCGCAGAACCGUGUCUUUGUCGUCGCCGACGGGGGUUUCGUCGCCAUGGCUACCGACGGCGCGUACCGCGUCCUCGGCCUCGUUGACCAGACCCACCUGCGCAACAAGGUCUCGGACCCAUACUCGAAGCAGACUCUGGGCCACACACAGCAGAUCAGCAUGCCCUCGGGCCACGUCGCGGCGACUUUCCUCGACAUUCCCGCCAACAACGUCGCCAUCCUCCAGCGCAAGAACGAGCUCUUCCAGCUCACUGCGGGCCAGCACCACCUCACCACAUCGGCAGUCACGAUCCGUGGAUACUUUACCCUCUCGGAAGUGCAGCAGGAGCUCGAGGCGUCCAACAUUUACACGCGCGACUCGGUGCCCGUCUACCUUCGCCUGUACAUUCGCUACCAGCUCAACGAGCCUCUCCUCCUCGCCCGCCACGGCUACCCUACGCCAUUCGACGCGCUCCAGGACAAGACGCGCUCGAUACUCACGCAAAUCAUUGCCCACCUCGACUACUCGAGCAUGGCCCGCACGCGUACCGCCGCGCCCGACGGUAUCACGCACAUGGACGACAACAUGGAGGAGGACGUCGGCGCCGUGUUUGUCUCUGCGGUCCGCACGCAGGCGAUUGACGAGCUCAAGGUCGCGGCAGCAGAGUACGGCAUCACGCUCGAGGACCUUGCGAUCAUUGACCGCAAGUUCAAGGGCGAGAUUGCGGCCAAGCUCGACUCGCUGACCACACGCGCGCUCGAGGCCCAGGUCGAGUCGGCCAACCUCGACCGCGAGAACGCCAACAAGCGCCGCAAGCAAGAGGGCGAGGCCAAGGUCCUCGAGCUGCAGAACGCCAUGAAGCGCGCGACGGCGGAAACCGAGGCCGCCAACAAGGUGCAGGCGGCGCGCGCGUGGGCCGAGGCGCACCUCAUCGAGGCGGACGCCCAGGCCAACGCGACCAAGAUGAAGGCCGCGGCCGACGCCGAGGCCAUCCGUAUCCAGGCCCAGGCCGACGCCGAGAUCCACGACGAGUUUGCGCGCGCACUCGCCAGCAACCGUGUCGAGGUCCUCCGCACAAAGGCCUAUGGCAACAACACCGUGUUCGCACCCCUCGAGGCCCUGAACACGGGCGGCAUGGUCGGCAUGGGUCUUGCCGCUGGCGGUCUGUCGCGCGCCAACACCAUCGCCGCGCCGGCGCGCAAGUAG
This is a messenger RNA of Apiotrichum porosum, 1779 nucleotides long. RefSeq lists its product as uncharacterized. The record is from RefSeq and is a predicted model, not a curated record. NCBI's taxonomy places the organism in Eukaryota, Fungi, Basidiomycota, Tremellomycetes, Trichosporonales, Trichosporonaceae. The transcript has 2 exons. The coding region runs from base 1 to 1779 and encodes 592 amino acids.